CGUCCCACUGCUCGCAAGGGUUUCUGGGAACCGGAGGCCUCGUUGUGAAACGACCGCCCUUUUUGGAGCAAGCCGAGAGUAGAACAGCGUUUCUUGUGUCGUCGGAAAUAUCCCCACAAAACAAGUUUUUGCUGUAAUUUAGCUAAACUUCAGUUUUGGAUCUCCCUGAAGAUGUCGGCGGCGGAGGCUGAGGCGGCUGGUGGUAGUGAGUAUCCAGCUCACUAUAAAGUCAUGUUGGAGAAACUUAAUGAGCAGCGACAGCUCGACCAGUUCACAGAUAUUACCCUGAUAGUUGAUGGACACCAGUUCAGAGCCCAUAAAGCCGUGUUGGCAGCUUGCAGUCAGUUUUUCUACAAAUUCUUUCAGGAUUUCACCCAAGAACCCCUGGUGGAGAUAGAAGGUGUGAGCAACACGGCCUUUAGUCAGCUGAUGGACUUCACUUACACAGCUACUCUAGCUGUUGCCGGGGAGGAUGAAGCUUUUGAUGUGUGGAAAGCUGCUGAAUACCUGCAGAUGCAAGAAGCCAUCAAGGCACUUAACAAAAAGAUUGAUGAAUUUUCCUCACUGGCAGCCAGAAGUACAAGUAAGAAGAGGAAGAUUGCAGAGACUUCUAACGUAAUUACAGAAACCCUGCCAACAGUAGAAGGAGAACAUGUGGAGAUUCAGGUAAUGGGUGAAGGAGCCAUUGAGGUGGAGGAGUCAGGGCUGGAGGAAGUCGUAGACGCUGCAAAAAAUGCUCAGGCAUCGUCAGAUGACUCCGCUUUAGCUCUUCUCGCUGAUAUAACUAGUAAAUACCAGCAAGGAGAACCAACAAUCCAAGUUAUUAAGAGGGAAGAUCUAGAAGAGCAUGAAGUGGUUUAUCAGGAGGAAACGGUGACGGCCUCCAAGGUCCUGGAGAACGUCGAAGUUGUUGAGGUCCAGAUCUCCCAGGCGGACAACAUGUUCCGCUGCAACAAAUGUGAGCGCAGCUUCAAGCUGUACUGCCACCUUAAACAACACAUCAAAAGUCACCUGGGCUCGCUGGAGAGACCGCACGUGUGCAGCCACUGUGGCAAAGCGUACACGAGGGAGGGAGCUCUGAAGCAGCAUAUAAACACCUUUCAUUUUGAAGCAGAGGAGCUGUCUCGAAAUCAGAAGCCCCAAAAGAAGGUCCACGUCUGUGAAUACUGCAAGAAGAACUUUGAUCACUUCGGACACUUUAAGGAGCACCUGAGAAAACACACUGGUGAGAAACCAUACGAGUGUCCAGAUUGUCAUGAGAAAUUUGCGAGGAACAGUACGCUGAAGUGCCAUAUGGCGGCCUGUCAGAACGGGGCCGGAGCCAAAAAGGGACGCAAGAAACUCUACGAAUGCCAGGUGUGCGGCAGUGUGUUCAACAGUUGGGACCAGUUCAAAGACCAUCUAGCGAGUCACACCGGAGACAAGCCCAACCACUGCACCGUCUGUGACAUGUGGUUCACUCACCCCAAGGAGCUGACCGCCCACCUAAAGGACGCUCAUCUGAUAGUGGAGAAGCUACCGGAGCAGCUGGUCAUCACUGACUCCGCCGCCCUCACGAUAGCAACGCAGAACCUCACCGGGGCGGAAACAGUCCUGUUGGACGACGGCAUUCAGGUGGAGCAUGUCACCGUGGAGCCCGUGAACGUCAUGGAAAUGGAGGAAACUGCAACUGUGGUGGUGGAAGACGACGGGGUCGGGGAGAUGUGCGAGGAGGACGUGGAGAGGUUGAAACAGGCUGGGCUGCAGAUCCAAGUGGUACAUGUGACCGCAGCUGACAUCCAGGGGCAGCAGCUGGUGAACUCUCAGGUAGAAGUAAAGAUGGAGGAGAUGGUGAACGUGGAGGAAGCAGAGCAAACAAUGGUCGUAUGAAACAAGAAAUGACCUGGAGGACACUUUUUCUGUUGCUGCAAUAUUGAAUUAUGCUGUAGCAAAUGCCUCAUUUUUCAGAGAUCUGUUUGUUUGUUUUUUAUAUUCUGAAUUAUUGCCAACAUUUUUGGGGAAACAUCUUCAUUAUGUCUUGUUUCAGGCUCCAUUCAUCUCUUUAUUGCUCUGCCUCACUUAAUAUUUAACUUCAAAAACACAUUUAGAUAAAAAGUAGAUCUGGAAUUGAACAAUGCAGCACCUUGGAAUUUGUUUUCUUAAAAUUAUCAUUGUUAUUGUUAAAUAAUAUUUAUUUUCACAAAAGUAUAAAGUGUCUUUAGUGUUAAAGAAUUUCAGCUAUAACAUAAAAAUGGUUUUGGCCUU
Oryzias melastigma (Indian medaka) is the source of this 2244-nucleotide messenger RNA. It is a transcript of the gene zbtb35, whose product is annotated as zinc finger protein 131. Gene Ontology annotation, molecular function: DNA-binding transcription factor activity, RNA polymerase II-specific; RNA polymerase II cis-regulatory region sequence-specific DNA binding; protein binding. The coding region runs from base 172 to 1869 and encodes 565 amino acids. The transcript has 9 exons. The record is from RefSeq and is a predicted model, not a curated record. Gene Ontology annotation, cellular component: nucleus. Gene Ontology annotation, biological process: regulation of transcription by RNA polymerase II. NCBI's taxonomy places the organism in Eukaryota, Metazoa, Chordata, Actinopteri, Beloniformes, Adrianichthyidae.